CAGGCGUAUGAACCUGUGGACUUCCGCUGCUGAUGAGGAGAAUGCGGAGAAGACUUUGCUGCGGUCAGUGUAUACGGUCGACAAGCUGAGACUACCACACCAGACACUCAAGGCUGACGAACUAGUGGCGCAGUAUGACCAUAUGCGGGGAUUGCCGAUCAGUUCAUAUGAAGGUCGACCAGGAAUUCUGAUAGGGCUCAGCAACAUUCACGCCUUCGCUCCUCUGGAAGCGAAGAUUGGCACUACGAGUGAGCCGAUCGCAGUACGGUGCCAGCUCGGCUGGACAGUGUACGGGCCACGACGAGUAUCGCCUGAGUCGCAGGGCAGCUAUCUGGGAUACCACCAGCAGGUCUCUAACGAAGAUCUUCACGAUCUACUCAAAUCCCAUUAUGCACCUGAUGAGUCCGUAGUACGGGUGCACCGAGAAUCAGCUGAAGACAAAAGGGCUCGGUCUAUAUUGGAGCAAACCACGAAGCGCGUAGGGAACCGUUUCGAGACGGGACUCCUUUGGGCCAAGGAUGACGUUAGCUUCCCGGACAGCUACCCUAUGGCACUGAAGCGGCUAAUGCAGUUGGAGAAAAAGCUGGAAAGGUCACCAGAGUUAUAUCGAAACGUUCGGAACCAGAUCGACGAGUAUCAAGCUAAAAAAUACGCCCAUGAAGCCACCAAAGAAGAACUGCGCUCUGCAGAUCCCGAGAGGACAUGGUAUCUCCCGCUAAAUGUAGUCCUGAAUCCGAAGAAACCGGGAAAAAUCCGACUCAUCUGGGACGCGGCCGCGACGGUCCAAGGAAUUUCCCUUAACUCAAUGCUGUUGAAAGGGCCGGACCUACUAGUGCCGCUUAUGUCAGUGCUUCUCAUCUUCCGGGAGCGGCGGAUCGCUUUCGGAGGAGACAUCCGUGAGAUGUACCAUCAAAUGGAGAUAAUCGCGAAAGAUAAGUCAGCUCAACGAUUCCUGUUUCGAAACAACAGAGCAGAAGAACCGAAAGUGUACGUGAUGGACGUCGCUACGUUUGGUUCAACGUGCUCGCCUGCGUCAGCACAGUACGUCAAGAAUCGGAAUGCAGAGGAACAUGCCGGGCGGUUUCCGGAAGCAGCAGCGGCCAUCAUUAAGCGGCAUUAUGUCGAUGACUACUUCGACAGCGUCGACACGGUUGAGGAAGCGGUAGAACGAGCGAAACAGGUGAGGAUCAUCCAUAAGCAAGCCGGGUUUGAUAUUCGGAAUUGGGUGUCAAAUUCACCUGAGGUCCUGACUGCGUUAGGAGACGCUAAAGCUGGGGGAUCAGUCGUUUUCAACCAGGAUAAGCAGGAGCACAACGAACGGGUACUCGGGAUAAGCUGGGAGCAAGAAGCGGAUGCGUUUGCCUUCUCCGUAACCUCCCGACCGGAGAUGCAAGCUUAUUUUAGCGGUGAAAAGCGGCCUACGAAGCGAAUCGUUCUCAGCUGCGUUAUGGGCUUCUUCGACCCUUUGGGGCUACUGUCUCCAUUUACAAUCCAUGGGAAGAUGCUCGUCCAACAUCUCUGGCGAAGCGGUUGCGAAUGGGACCAAGAAAUUGACGAUUGUGGCUGGAACCUUUGGCAGCAGUGGAUUGGAUUGCUUCCGGAAGUCGAAGCAUUACGAAUUCCAAGAUGUUAUCUGGGUGAUGCUGAAUCUUCGUCGGUGGAGUCCCUCGAGCUACACACUUUUUCGGACGCGAGCGAACAUGCUUAUGGUUGCGUGGCAUAUCUACGGUCGGUCGUCGAUGGAGAAGUGAACUGCAGUCUGGUCAUGUCUCGUGCAAAGGUAGCGCCGCUUAAGCGUCAGUCGAUUCCCAGGUUGGAACUGAUGGCUGCCGGCCUCGGAGCACGAAUGAGCCAAACUUUCCUGGAAACCACUACGCUGGAUAUCGAUCGCACCAUACUGUGGACCGACUCCCGAACUGUACUGUCGUGGCUUCAGUCAGAUCAGUUCAAAUACAAACAGUUCGUCGCCUUCAAAGUGGGGGAGAUACUGGAAGUAACCAACAUGAGGGACUGGCGAUGGGUACCAACUAAACAGAACAUCGCGGAUGUGCUCACGAAAUGGGGCCGUGGACCUCCGUUGCAAAACGAUUCGGAUUGGGUGAAUGGUCCGAAGAUGCUGUUUCUACCGCCCAACCAGUGGCCCAUUAUCGAUCAACUCGAGGAAACUACCGAAGAGGCAAGAGGUUUAGUGACGUUCCAUGAAGUGGUCAACGUGAGUGCUGUUUCUCGAUGGACGAAACUGGUGCGGGUAACCGCUACCGUGGCCCGGUUCGUCGCCAACUGUCGCCGGAAAAAGGCCGGUAAGCCAACAUUGACUUCGCAGGCUACGGCUCAUCAUCUACGAUUAAUAAAAGCACGGUUUUCCACGAUUCAGCAACCUCUUCAACAAGAAGAGCUUCGACUAGCAGAGAUAAUCCUUUGGAAGCAGUCGCAAUUCGCCAGUUUUCCGGCUGAGAUGGAUAUACUUACAGCAAAUCUCGAGCUAGAAGCUGGUGAACCACCGAAGAAAAUCGAGAAAUCCAGCAUUCUGUACAGACGUUCUCCAAUCCUGGACACUGAAGGGGUGCUGCGAGUACGAGGAAGGAUAGAGUCCAAUGAAGCGAUCCCGUUCGACAAGAAAUUCCCUAUCAUCCUAUCGGGGAAACAAGAGAUAACGCAGAAGCUAAUUCUACAUUACCACGAAAAAUACGGUCAUGCUUACAGGGAGACCGUGUUCAAUGAGCUCCGUCAGAAAUUCUGGAUCCAGAACGCACGUACAGCGAUUCGACGAGCGACCGAGGCAUGUGUGUGGUGCAAGGUGAAUCGAUGUGUUCCGGCUGCUCCCUUGAUGGCACCGUUACCCGUUCAACGCACCACUUCUCAUCUUCGACCAUUUAGUGCAGUAGGUGUCGAUUAUUUAGGACCAGUAGAGGUAGCCAUAGGUCGGCGGAUAGAGAAGAGAUGGGUAGCGGUUUUUACGUGCAUGGCUGUGAGGGCUGUGCAUUUGGACGUAGUGUACAGUUUGAGCUCGCAGUCCUGCCUGAUGACUAUCAGACGUUUCUCGAGCAAGCGAGGCACUCCCGAUCACAUAUUUUCCGACAACGCUACGUGUUUCCAUGGAGCGAACACCGUGAUGACCAAGGAGAUCGAGAAGAUCCACAAAGAGUGUGCGGAAAGGGUCACUUCGUCCACAGCCUGGCAUUUCAACCCUCCCGGUACACCACACAUGGGCGGUGUCUGGGAGAGGAUGGUACGGUCCGUCAAAGAAGCUUUGAGGGUCCUGGAUGACGGGCGGAGGUUGACUGAUGAGAUUCUCAUCACGGCCUUGGCAGAAGCUGAGGAUUUAAUUAAUACCCGACCACUCACUUAUAUUCCACAGGAGUCCGCCGAUGAAGAAGCUCUAUCACCAAACCAUUUCAUCCUUGGAACAGUGACCAAAGAAGGCGCAGUUUUGGACAACCCGGAUCAAUAUUAUGAAGCUUUGCGCAACAUGUAUUACCGAUCGCGGGGCCUGGCCAGAAAAUUUUGGGACCGGUGGUCGCAGGAGUACUUGCCGACUCUUAAUCAUCGCCCGAAAUGGUUCGAGGACACGAAGCCACUGGAAGUCGGAGAUCUAGUCUUCCUGGUGGAAGGCAAGAACCGGAAGUAUUGGAGACGAGGACGCGUACAGGCAGUCGUAAAGGGAGCCGAUGGAAGAAUACGACAAGCGGAAGUAAGAACAGCGGAUGGCAAAGUGUAUCGACGAGGCGUGGCUACUCUGGCGGUGAUGGAGAUACAGGAUGGUAAAUCCGGAAGUACAGAAAGCUCUACCGGAUGUUACGGGCAGGGGAAUGUUCGCAUCACCGGGCAUCAACCGUAGACGGUAAAAUUGGCGAGUACCGUUUCGCACGAAACGAAAACAAAACAACGCAAAUGAAAAAUAUGCCAACACGCUCAUCUGUCAUGGAUAGAUCGACAGCGGAAACUGACUAGCAGGAGAAGAGGAAAAAGAAAAACAUAAACAAAGUUUUCGCUACAUCAAGCUAACGUGAUUUAAUCAACUGUUUAAUUAUAAACUUUCGGGAUUAUAAUAAGUGUUAGGAGUGAAGAGGUGAAAAUCUUGGUGAACCUAGUUGGUCUCGACACCUGUAAGCAAAAAAUUAAAAUAAAGCUAGUAGUGGAAAUAUAUCAUUUAUACAAAUAAAAACUUACCAGUUUCGUAGCACACUUUAACCGAAGAACCGGAUCGGACCGUAGUGAAAAAUAGAAUAAAUAUCCUUUGAUUGAGGACCUGUAAGUAAAAAAUUAAAGAAAAUUUAUAUAGUGAUGAAAUGCUAGAAAAUAACAUGAAAAUACUUACCUAGGUUGAAACACUGCGACUGACCAUCCAGAGUAGUACCGUAACGUCACGUAGACUGGUACGGUGAUUGAUUGUGAGUAUCUGUAAAGAGAAGAAAGUAACAAGUAAAAUUAUUAAUAAAUGCAUUAAAUGAUAGGAAAAAUAAGCGGGAAAGGAGUAUACCGUAGAAAGAGUUCAGGAAGGAAGUAUCGUAAGGAAGGAGGAGACUAUUUGAUUUUUGAGCCACUCCAAAAGUGCAGCUUUGAAAAAUUUAGUCAUCCGAACACUAUUUCUUUAGAGACUUCAAUAAAUUUAUAGAGCCUUCAGCCAUAAAAAAAUGAAAAAAUUGAAUCAAACCGGAAAAAUCGCUGGAAAACCUGUAGCUGGUGCCGAUCAUGAUGGACGACAGCUUCAUCGAGCACGGUCACCAGCAAAAACACCUUCAGCAGCAACAGCUGCAAACAGUGCUAAACUGUGACAUUUUGUGUUUGAAGCGUUUUUCCAUCGAAGUAGGUUUUCAUACUGUGAGAAAAAAAACUCCGGACAUUUUGGACGUGAAUUGUUGAAUAACGGUCGCAAGUUCUGGAAGUUGCGAACAGAAGUGAUUUAAGGAGAAUUAAAGCGAUAAAAGAAACGGAUCAAGCUGUGCUUGAAAUUAAUUUUGCAACGUGAAAAACACGGAAAAAGAGGAAAAAAACUCGAAAACCUCAAGUUCAAGUAUCCAGCUGAUGACGGUCAUGGUAGACGACAGUUCGAUCAGCAGUAAAAUCUGAAAAGUAAAACCACCUUCGGCAGCAAGAGCAGCAGAAACUGAGCGACUAAUCAGAGAAGCAGAUCUGAACGAUUUCACCGAAAGCCCUGCACGGUAUGGAGUCCAACGAUAAUGCUCAUUCCGCGAAGUUGAUUCUGAAGCUGGAGCGACCGGACAUUUUACAAAAUUACAUAACAGUUCGAACGAUCAAAGUAAUUCCGUCUUCCUGACUCUAAAAGCCCAAAAGCAGAAAGAGUGGAUGCCGUCAAGAUAAAAUAAGAAGGGAAACGCUUGAGUUAAAAAAGCCGGCCAAGCUGACACCAACAGCCUACGGUUUACUGUAUGGUGGGAGGUAUCGCGAGAUCCCUAUCGCCUACCACGGGCGGUGGAACUCAUGCACACUACCACCUUGACCAUACCUGGAGGAAGCAAGUAUGGUCCAGCAGCAGCAGGACGUUGCCAGCAAACUGAUUUCACCGGUUUGUACGAUUCCGACACCGCCUGUCCUGUCCUUGUGACUGUGGAACACUUUGCUUAGAACUACCCAGCUCCGAUGACAAGUCAUCAAUCGGCGAAACAUUGGAAAUCUAUUUGACAUGUGCGCAAAAAUCAUGUUUAUAAAAAACACUAGAAAACGAUGCCUCAACUGAACUCUCCGAGCGGGCGAAAAUGUUUUUAAAACCGAGUUUCAGCUGAAGGAUGAAUGCGCCAGUUGGAAGGAAAAAUUGGAAGAGGUUAUUGUAUCGGAAGAUAAAAGAUUUGCAAAAGCCACUGGUGGUUUUCGAUGGCGGUAUUGGUGAUUGUCUCGCUAAUGUUCCAAAAAUAAAUACCACGUGAAGGCAUGGACAUUACUUCAUUUCGUCACUAAUCUAUUGAGGAAAGCAGUGGAAACCAGCGAAAGACGGCCUUCGACCUAAGCUUAUUUGCUUAAGGGCUGUAUGCCACCACGGGUCGGUAUUUGGCGAUUACCGUAGGCCACGGAAGUGCUCACUGCAAGCAACUGCAAGUCCCGGACCAUCAGCGAGAGCUAGCCUAGGUUGUGGUGAGACUCAGGCAUUGGGCCGCCGAAUUCUCGCAAAAGCCACAUUAUCCGGAAGCAGCUCUGACGGAGCGAAUAGUGCCGCUCCCACCACCCAAAUGCACUAAUUCGCUCAUUGGGAUUGAUGCCACACAUUACAACACACAUCAAUCCAACAUUGGCAACUAUACCCUUAGCAUACUAACCAACAAAAGAACAUCCGAAAAAGGCAACUCUCCAGCGGCUCCACUAUCUUAUUCGAAACCUCUCAUGGGAACGGAAACGGUGCUGGCGAUGCAGCCACCACCGAGAAAGACAAACUGGCCCAGAAAGAGGUGGAAGUAAAAUUCAUCUCCGAGCAGAAUGGCGACGCCAGGAUCGAUUUGGAGGUGGAGCAGCAGUAAAAUGGCACUCGAUAUUAAACGACCUACCUCCUUUGGCAGCAAACGUUUUCCGGCAUGAGCAAGAAAGAGCUGAUGAAGAUUGCCAACGAUCCGUUCUGGAUUCGGCUGCGUUGGUUCCUUUUCAUCCUGUUCUGGGGGAACUCUGGAUCGCGAUGCUGGUUGGUGCCAUAUAUAUUAUAAUGGAUGCACCGAAAUGUGCUGUUCCGGUUCCGUUGACCUGGUGGCAGGAGGGACCGCUGGUAAAGCUUGACGCCCAGGAUUACCGCAAUCAGGUGGAUACAGCCGAUCGAUUCGGAGCGAAGGGGGUUAUCUACGAGCUUCCGGCCGAUGAAACCUAUCUGGUUAAUACGUCUUCCGUCGAGAAGAAAAUCGAGGAUCUCAAGGAUGAGCGAUUGAAGACGUGUCCAAUGGAACGCGGAAUUGAGCUUAAUCAUACUCAAUUAAGCUUGAUUCGUAUACACCGCAGUUAUUCUCUGUUGCUAACGCGGGGAUUAUUCUUCACUGAGGAGAACAGGUUUCUUUGAGGUUAACUUUGAAAGCAGUCGGCAAACUGGUUGUGAUUUUUUUUUCACUUGUGAUAAUGCCAGGUUGGCACAGAGAAUCACAUAAAUCUGAUCAAAUUUCACUUAAAUUUAAAAACUACAUUCCAAACCUACUAAAUUCUUUCUCACAAUUGUUUCAAAUGACAAAAUUUUCAAUAUACUAAAAGCACAGUUUGCUGCGAUUGAUAGUUCCUCUAUGCAUUAAUUAUUGUCCUUCUUAAAUUCAGCGCUAAAGACAUCAACGUAAUUUUGGACCUCACACCAAACUACGUAACCAAGGAUGACCAACUGUUCAAGGAGGUACUGGCCAGU
Molecule: messenger RNA, 7324 nt
Organism: Wyeomyia smithii (pitcher-plant mosquito)
Lineage: Eukaryota; Metazoa; Arthropoda; Insecta; Diptera; Culicidae
Exons: 12
Coding region: 8-3838 (1276 amino acids)
Biological process (GO): DNA integration
Molecular function (GO): nucleic acid binding
Source: RefSeq, a predicted model, not a curated record